AGAUCAAAACCCAAGCACCCCCUCAGAAGCCGUCCCAGACACAACCCUCAACAUCUCAGUCGCAACCCUUACAUAUGGACCGCCCACAGCGUUUUGCCUUGCUCGUCGGCAUCGAUUUAUAUCUCAAAAACGGAACAAACAGGAGGCGCGAUGAAGCCAUACAUCACCUUAAAGGUUGUGUCAAUGACAUCAACGCCGUAAAGACGGUCCUUCAAGAUAGAUUCCAGGUGGAGGAACCCGUAGUCCUCACUUCUUCUCUCGAUGCGACAAGUACCGGUCGGUACCAGCAGCCCCAAGAAUCACCCGAUGUCUUGCCCACAUUCGACAACAUUAAGAGGGAGUUCGAUAUCGUGACUGGAAAAGCGAAUCCCGGCGAUAUCUUCUUCUUUCAGAUUCAAGGAUCGCCAACGGGGCGGGACAGAGACCCUUCCCUUCUCACGGCCGACUUUUGUCUCAACAAACCUGCGGUGCGGGGAUGGGAACUCAACGGGUGGUUGAAGCGGCUCAAUGAAAAAGGCGUCCAGAUCAUUGUCGUUCUUGACAGUUGCUACUCUGGUGGUUCAUGGCGAGGUGAUCAUCUGGGCCGCACGCCAGUGGACUGGGAGGAGGAUUUGGAGAGUCUGGGCGAGGAAGAAGUCCAGCCAGCCGCGGAGCCCGCCAUGGAGCCAUCUGCGGACGCCAUAGUUCCGUCGUAUAGGAACUCGGAACUGGAAAAGUGCUGGUCCAUCAAUCCAGACGAUUUCACGUUGAUGGCGGCCUGCAAGUCGGGUGAAGUGGCCAAGGAGAUCAAAGUCAAUGCCAGAUCCCACGGUGUAUUCACAUAUACACUUGUCAAGCUUUUGGAACAAAUCCAGCCGGAUAUUACUCCAUCAACAUACUGUGUGCUCCGCGAUAAGAUUGCGGAGCGACUGGAGUCUCAUAACCAGAACCCAGAGGUGUUUGGUCGGGACAGGCUUGGGUUCUUUGACAAUUAUGAGCCGUUUUUGUUCAACCCCCUCGUCUCGCGAGUUGAAGGCAAUGACAUCGUCAUCCCCAUGGGAAAGAUUCACGGUGUCCAUCCAGGGACCGAAUUUGCACAGGUGCCGCUGUUUCACAAGGCCGUCUUCAAAGUCAACAAGAUCAAAGAUUGGGAAUGUCGCGCGACUCUUACAUCUGGCCUUCCAUCGAGCUCACAAUACAGUAUUGAAGUUGUGCCUUUGAAAUGGGGCUUGGGAGGGACGACUUUUCGGGUUCUUGUCGAUGGAUCCCUUGGGGACGAGUUUCAGGAGGCCAUUUACAACAGACUUGGCAACCUGCUUGCAGGCCCCAUCGAAGUUGAAGAAUUUCAUGGCUCUUCACCCGAUAACGAGCUGUUUAAACUGACCAGACGUGGUCUCGAUGGCGUUGAAAUCUCUGGACCCCCAUCACUGAUCGGCUACGAGGGCCCGUUGCGAUGUUUGGAGCUCAAAGGCACCAGUGCUUUGCAGCUUGCAGCUCGGUCUGCCGUGGCUCUUGCACACCUAGCCCGUUUUGGACAGAUCUUCUUUGACCUUCCUAAAGAUGCUUGCGAAGAUGUCGCUCCGUUUACGUCGAGUCUGGAAAAAGUCAACAGUGCGGGUGAUUCAAAGGUCAGGAUGAAAUUUGUCUUUACAAACACUAGCGAGAGCGAUUUGUACCUGACCGUUCUGAGCCUUCAUCCCGGAUUUGGCGUUCGGCAGAUUUACCCUGGAUCCAAGUCUCGCGAACCAGUACGCAGAGGCAAUUCAGUGAGUUUUACGAUGCAGAUUACAUUUCCCAAGGAGCUUCGAACGAAUGAGGACGCUGGACCGGUCUCGCAUCGAGACGUCAUCCGCGUCAUCGUCACGAGAGGCGAGGACGUUCCAUGGAGAUGCUUAGAGUUGCCAGAUAUAUGGCAAGUGGAUCAGGUGGAAUCCAAGGCACAACAUGGUUCGGACAGGAAUGUGGAAAUUGCAGAUGAUGACUUUAGUUGGUGGAUCAAAGAUCACCGGGUGGAUUCAGUUCCUUUUUAACCUUAGAUAUUUCCUAGAACCCUAAACAAGCCAGAGCAAUGAUCAAACAUGAAGA
This is a messenger RNA of Ilyonectria robusta, 2064 nucleotides long. RefSeq lists its product as uncharacterized. The record is from RefSeq and is a predicted model, not a curated record. Gene Ontology annotation, molecular function: cysteine-type endopeptidase activity. Bases 75 to 2009 code for a protein of 644 amino acids. Gene Ontology annotation, biological process: proteolysis. NCBI's taxonomy places the organism in Eukaryota, Fungi, Ascomycota, Sordariomycetes, Hypocreales, Nectriaceae. The transcript has 2 exons.